UGCUUACAAAAAUGUUUUCGAAUGGAUCUUCUUGAUCAACGUAGUACUUCCACCUUACGGAACUCUCCCAGUGGCAUUGUUCAACGUUGAAAUCUUGAAAACCAACGUUACGAUGUCGGGAGGAUCAGACGUUUUGGCCCUCAAGGAGGAGGACGUGACCAAGAUGUUGGCCGCGACCACCCACCUGGGCACUGACAAGAAGGACAUCCAGAUGGAGCAGUACAUCUACAAGCGCCGUCAGGACGGAGUUUACAUCCUCAACCUGCGCCGUACCUGGGAAAAGCUGUUGCUCGCCGCCAGGGCCAUUGCUGCAAUUGAGCAUCCCUCUGAGGUGUUCGUCAUCUCGUCCCGUCCUUACGGACAGAGAGCUGUGCUCAAGUUUGCAGCCCACACUGGCGCCACACCUAUUGCUGGACGCUUCACCCCUGGAGCUUUCACUAACCAGAUUCAGGCCGCUUUCCGCGAGCCCCGUCUCUUGGUCGUGACCGACCCUUACACUGACCAUCAGCCAAUUACAGAGGCCUCGUACGUCAACAUUCCUGUAAUUGCCUUCUGCAACACUGACUCGCCUCUGCGCUUCGUCGACAUUGCCAUUCCAGGCAAUAACAAGUCCAUUCACUCCAUUGGUCUUCUGUGGUGGCUGCUGGCCCGUGAGGUGCUCCGCCUUCGUGGCACCAUCCUCCGCGAGAACAAGUGGGAUGUGGUCGUUGACCUGUUCUUCUACCGCGACCCCGAAGAGGCGGAGAAGGAGGAGCAAGCGAGCAAGGAGCUUGCUGUCGCUCCCAAGGUUGAGGCGCCUGCUGAGAACUGGGGUGGAGAGGUUGUCGCUGCCUCUGAGCCUCCUAUUCCCAGCUGGAGCGAGGAAGGCCCCGUGGCAAUUCCAGCUGCAACUGCUGCCGCCGCCACUGCGGCAACUGCUGUGGCAGCUGCUGCUCCCAUCACGGCUUACAACACCACUGAGGACUGGGCCACCCAGGUCGGAGAUGACUGGAGUGCUCCAGCUCCUGCUGCACCAACUUCAGACUGGGGCGGCGCUGGUUCUAACAGCUGGAACUAAGAUCGUGCUUGUAUCUUUGUCUGCUCUCUUGAGCCAACAAUAAAAGCACUGAAAAACAAAA
Molecule: messenger RNA, 1118 nt
Organism: Neocloeon triangulifer
Lineage: Eukaryota; Metazoa; Arthropoda; Insecta; Ephemeroptera; Baetidae
Gene: sta
Product: small ribosomal subunit protein uS2
Exons: 3
Coding region: 113-1057 (314 amino acids)
Biological process (GO): cytoplasmic translation; ribosomal small subunit assembly
Cellular component (GO): 90S preribosome; cytosolic small ribosomal subunit; ribosome
Molecular function (GO): structural constituent of ribosome
Source: RefSeq, a predicted model, not a curated record